AGGUUACUUGUUUUUCAGGCAUCCCACACUUAAUCCCCAUGAGUGAACCUAUUCCCCUGCAUAAUAGUUUUAUAAUGAGGGCUCAUUCCCCAGACAGAUAACAUUUACAGUUGUUUCCAUGCUCCUCUGGGUCAAUACCACUUCCCCAAAGAUAACGCACAAUGCACAGAUGUUCGCUCCACAUAUGAAUUUGCAUGUUUGUCUGAGAAUCAUUUUCAUGAGCGCAAACAUGAUUCCCAAGAAGUCACCUGAUACAGCAUAUCUAUGUUGACACUAUAUAGAGCAGCAGAUUGGUGUUUUGCUUCAGUGACGGUUCACAGGAUGAAUCUCUCUCACUCGGACGUCUGCUGCGCCUUUGAGGCUCCCAUCCUGGACAAGGUUUUGCCUCCGAUUCUGAUCUUGGAGUUCAUGUUUGGACUGAUGGGGAACUUUGUCACCCUGUGGAUGUUCAUCUUUCACAUGGACACAUGGAAGCCCAACUCUGUGUACCUGACUCACCUGGCUGUUGCCGACUCCAUUGUGAUGUUCUGCCUACCUUUUAGGGCCGACUACUACAGGCGUGGAAAAAACUGGCUCCACGGUGACGCCAUGUGUCGCAUCCUGCUCUUUCUGCUGGCAGCCAACCGAGCUGCAGGUAUCUUCUUCCUCACGGCCGUGGCUGUUGACCGUUACUUCAAGAUUGUCCACCCGCUGAACCGGAUCAACCGAAUGGGCCUGGGCUAUGCUCUCUGGGUCUCCCUCGGCCUCUGGGGUCUUAUUUUUCUUGCCACCGGUUAUCUCCUUGCUAAUCAGCACUUCUACUAUAAUAGCAACCGCACACAGUGUGAGAGCUUCAACAUCUGCAUGGGCAACAGUCCCCUCUCCACCUGGCACAACACUUUCUAUGUCGUCCAGUUUUUCCUGCCAGCUGCGAUCGUCGCUUUCUGCACAAUCAGAAUAACGUGGCAGCUGAGGAGCAGGACUGUGGACAAAAAGGGGAAAAUCAAACGGGCCGUUCAGUUUGUGUUGGCUGUGGCGUUGAUCUUUAUUACCUGUUUCUUCCCCAGCACUAUAUCACGCGUGGCUGUGUGGAUCCUCAAGGUAUGGUAUGAUGAAUGCAAGUACUUUGAGGAGGCCAACCUCGCCUUCUACACCACAGUGUGUUUCACCUAUUUCAACAGUGUCCUCAACCCGUUGGUGUAUUAUUUCUCUAGCCCUGCCUUCAGCGGCACCUUCAAGAAGCUCCUGAAUAAACUGCUGAGAAGAAACGACGAUCAGACAGAUUUAACUGAGAAUGACCUUUCCACUGCUGAUGGUAGAAGAUUAUAAAGCCAGGUGCUGUUGUGUUCCCUGCCAACACUGCAAUUUAACAAACAUUUUCACAUGAAUGCAUAAUGCACACAACAUUUCUAAUAUCCUAGUUAAAAACUACAAUAAAAUGUAGAGAAGAGGUUUUGCUGUGAUCUGGAACAACAAAAUGACACACCUUAAAUAAUUAGCAGCUUACUGCUGUGUACUUUUAAAGGUUUAACCUAUAAACUCUUGUGAGUGUGGUUGCUGUGUUUGAGUAAUAUGCCAUUAAUGAGUUUUAAAAAUACUAGAAAUUGCAAGGUUACCUUGUAAAAUAUGCUCUGCAAACACUUGUAAAAUAAAAAUGUGAUGUGUGUAUUCA
This is a messenger RNA of Micropterus dolomieu (smallmouth bass), 1651 nucleotides long. Its product is annotated as hydroxycarboxylic acid receptor 2-like. Lineage: Eukaryota; Metazoa; Chordata; Actinopteri; Centrarchiformes; Centrarchidae. Gene Ontology annotation, cellular component: membrane. The transcript has a single exon. Gene Ontology annotation, biological process: G protein-coupled receptor signaling pathway. Gene Ontology annotation, molecular function: G protein-coupled receptor activity. Bases 265 to 1308 code for a protein of 347 amino acids. The record is from RefSeq and is a predicted model, not a curated record.